AUGCACACGUGCGACGAGGCGAGCGCCAGCUGGGGCCUCGACUGCGUCUGGCUCGAGGUCGCGCGCGGGCUGAACUGCCGGGGCUGCGACUGCGCCGUCGACGGCGUCCAGAGCGGCAACAUGUGGAGCAUGGAGAUCUACGACGCGACGUGCACCACCGCCCGGCCGCUCUGGGGCGCCGGCGACGUCCUGGUGGCGGAGGACAUCGGCGGCGCCAUCUUCCAGGACGGCCAGCCGGCGGUCUUCGCGAACGACGUCUGCAGCGACCUCUUCGACUGGAACGGGCGGCAGGUCUCGGUGCGCGGGCGCUGCUCGAACGGCGAGGUCUGGGCGCAGUGGUUCGACGGGGCGGGCUGCGACGCGGACGCGUUCUACGACGCGGAGGCCAACGACCGGCACUGGCUCGGCGGCGCGUCGUCGUGGAACGACGGGGAGUGCGUCGUCGUGGAGCUGCGGCGGCCGUCCACGCCGACGCUGAGCGAGGCCCUGCGUUUCGCGUGCGUCGCGACGCCGGCGCCGACCGUGUCGCCGACCCCCUCUCCUUCAAAGCCGCCGACGUCCCUGCCCACGCUCACGCCGACCUACUCGCCACGCCCUACGGUCCCGCCGACGUCGUCACCUUCCUCGCCGCCGUCGUCUCAGCCGUCGCCCCGGCCGACGCGCGUGCCGACCGCGGCGCCCAGCGCCGCACCGACGCCCUAUCCGACGACGUCGCUGCCAUCGUUGCUGCCAACAUCUCGGCCCACCGCCGUGCCCUCUCGGUUGCCGACCGCCGUGCCGACGGCGCCGCCGACGCCCGCUCCGUCCGGACUGCCGACGACGGCCGUACCGACUGGACUUCCAACGACACCGCCCCCGACGCCGCCGCCCUCAAGCGUACCGUCGCGCGUGCCUAGUUCCCUGCCGAGCGCCGUCCCGACGAAGCCGCCCUCGAGCGUGCCGACCGUUCCGCCGUCGCGCGCGCCGAGCCCCGGCCCCACGGUCACGUUCAUGCCCUCGAUACUACCGACACCACUACCAUCGCCCUCUCCUACGACGGCCGCGCCCACGAUGCUGCCGACGCCAUUGCCGUCGCCCGCUCCGACGACAGCCUCGCCGACGCCAGCGCCGUCUCCACUACCUUCGCCGGCGCCGACCAUUUCCCCCGGCCCGACGCCGGAACCCUCGACCUCGGCGCCGUCGCGCUUCCCCAGCGCGGCGCCGUCGGCCUCGCCGACCGUGCCGCGGCCGCGGCGCGAGGAGGUGCGCGCCGCGGCGUGGCGACCGCCGCUUUGGAGUUUUAUUGUGCUGGCGGUCCUCGUGGGUGCCGCGCUGAUGGGCCCCGGUGCGUGGUUCGCGCUGAAAAAGUACAAAGCGCGGCUGACCGACCGCAUCCGGAGCGACGUCGAGUCCAAGAUGCUGUCGCCUCCGGAACGGCCGCCGCGGGCCACGCCGCGCCGCGACUACGACUACGAAACCACUCGAAAUUUGCCGCUGCCGCUCGCGCCGACCGCACCGUCGACGUGGCACCCGCCGAUGCGGCCUCCGGGCUUCGACGCGUACAGCCGCGCGACGCGGUCUGCGGGCCCCUACGUCUACAGCCGUGCGCCGCCCGCCACGCCGCAUUCGUCCCGGUCCCGGCGCAGUCCCCUCGUGGCGCCCUACACGCCACCGUCGCGGCGCUCGGCAAAGGUCGCGCCGACGCCGACGUCCCCGCUCGAGGCCGAGCUCUCCGAGCUGCGGUCGCGCCUCGAGGCCGUCGAGGCGCCGAUCGUCGCCGAGGUCGCGGAGUUGCGUGCCCGCCUCGACUUCGUCGAGCGGUCGUCGCCGCACCACUCCCCCGACGCCGCCGAUCGAGUGCACCGCGCGGACGCGAGCGCCUACUCGUCGGCGUCGCGGACGCGCGCCUCGGGCGUGAACGCAGACCACGCCGGCGAGCGGGCCUGGCCGAUGAUCCCGCGGCGGCUCUUUGCCGACGAACCCGCGCCGGCGCGGCGAGAUCCGCUCGCGGCAUCGCCCGGUUCACGAGAGUCCUACGGCCCCGGGCGCCACCCGUCGCGGAGGCGGUCGAUGAACGACGAGGCCGCCGCCCCCUCGACGCCGCCCGCCGGCGACGAUAUGCGAGUGGAAGACUUGUGA
Messenger RNA from Pelagomonas calceolata, 2118 nucleotides. The record is from the annotation of a GenBank genome assembly. NCBI's taxonomy places the organism in Eukaryota, Pelagophyceae, Pelagomonadales, Pelagomonadaceae.